UACAAUUUUAAAGAUGUCCUUAGAUUUCACCUUCAAUUCCUUCCUCUGAGGAGUCCUUGAUAGUGUCAGGAUUAAUCCCAGAUACAUCACAGAAUCACCCAUUAUCAGGCUCAGAUGUGCCCAAUGUCUUGGAGUAAACGGACUUUUGUUCUUAGGGUCUACUCUUCUACAAGGAUACUUCAGCUCUCUUCUACUGCCACUAUACUACUUAUUCUGGAUAUUCCCUCUCUAUGUCUUAUCCAUGGUUCUUUCGUUAUUUUGGAUUCAGGACAUCUUUGACGAAGCUUAUGAGAUAUCCAACAGAAAAAGAGAGGUAAAAGUGAAGCUAGCUAAAAUCUCAUUCUUCGACACAGUUGCAAAUAUGAUUUUCCGUAAAGGAAUCAUCAUAAUUUAUAUGAUUCAAGUUAUGAUAGUCAGCUACCUCCCUCUAUACAUUGGAGAUGUCUGCUCCGUGAUCCUUUUCUGCUGGCUCUAUUCGUAUAAUUGCUUUGAAUACAAAAUAUUUGCACUGAGACUUAACACAAUGGAAAGCAUACAGGUUUUCGAGACAAAUUGGGCAUAUUACUUCGGAUUUGGCUUUAUCUUCACAAUUCUGUUGUAUAUGUAUCCUGGGUUAGUCAAUUCAGGAAUCUUUGCUUUGUUCUUCCCCUUCCUAGUUCUUGUCAGUGUAGAAGCUUCACCUCCUUCGAAUCAGAAAUUAUUAGAAAUACUUAAAGCUAAAAUGGAGAAAAGCAAGAUUAAAAAGAGUCUGAAAGUUUUCUCAAGCACUGUGAAGCAAGAAUUCAGCGAUACCUAUCUCAUUAGAAAGAUGAUCAAACAGAAAGAGACCGGUUUGAUUCCUUCAAGAAUCCAAAUGUUCUGGCUCCCUAGAAAGGUCUACUCCUUCCUGAUUGUCAAAAUGCAGAAGUUCACUACAAUUGAGUAAUUAUGAAUUUCAAUUUGUCAGAA
This is a messenger RNA of Moneuplotes crassus, 948 nucleotides long. The record is from the annotation of a GenBank genome assembly. NCBI's taxonomy places the organism in Eukaryota, Ciliophora, Spirotrichea, Euplotida, Euplotidae.